Messenger RNA from Scaptodrosophila lebanonensis, 1952 nucleotides. RefSeq names its product peptidylprolyl isomerase domain and WD repeat-containing protein 1. Lineage: Eukaryota; Metazoa; Arthropoda; Insecta; Diptera; Drosophilidae. The transcript is spliced from 10 exons. Gene Ontology annotation, molecular function: peptidyl-prolyl cis-trans isomerase activity; protein binding. Gene Ontology annotation, biological process: protein peptidyl-prolyl isomerization. The coding region runs from base 35 to 1936 and encodes 633 amino acids. The record is from RefSeq and is a predicted model, not a curated record.
UUCAGUAUUCGAGUUAAAAACAGAUAGCCGAAAAAUGAGCGAACAGGAAAACCACUUAGAUGACCUGAAACGCAGUGCGCCCACAGAUAUAUCAUCCGAUGUGGCAGAUGCAGCAGAAGAAGAGGACGGCGGUUGGAUUGGUCCUCUACCCUCCGAGCAGACCGACGCCACGCCGGCUAAGAAAAGAAAAGUUCUGCCUUACGAGAACAUUUACCUGGAAAAUCUGCCAAAUGCUGAGAGUUACGAACGCAGCUACAUGCAUCGUGACGUCAUUACACACUUGGUGUGCACCAAGACGGAAUUUCUGGUGACGGCCAGUAUAGAUGGCCAUAUAAAGUUUUGGAAGAAAAUGGACCAAGGCAUUGAGUUUGUAAAGCACUUUCGCAGCCAUCUUGUGCCCAUUAAAUCGCUUACCACAAAUUGCAGUGGCACAAUGUUGUGCUCAGCAGCUACCGAUCAAACAGCGAAGGUAUUUGAUGUGGUCAACUUUGACAUGAUUAAUAUAAUCAGAUUGGGAUACACACCACUCUGUAGUGAAUGGAUACAUUCGCCAGGCGAUGCGGUUCAGGGACUAGCCAUUUCUGAUGCAGACAGCAACAGUAUACACAUAUACGAUGGUCAAAGCGGAGGUGAUUCGCUUAAAAUUCUAGACAAAUUGCAUUCAGCGCCCGUUUUGGCCAUGUGCUUUAAUUUAGCUAUGGAAACUGUUAUUUCUGUGGAUCGGAAUGGGAUAUUGGAAUAUUGGCAGAAUUGCAAACACGAUUACAAGUUUCCCCAACGCUUAGUCACUUUUGACUCAAAACUAGACACAAGUCUGUAUGAAUUUGCUAAGCAAAAGACCCAAGUAACCGGCCUAUCUGCGACGCCUAAUGGUAAGCGCUUUGCAGCAAUCUCAACUGAUCGCAAAGUGCGUGUAUUUCAGUUCAAUACGGGUAAAAUGAUACUUGUCUUGGACGAAUCCCUAGCCACGUAUACACAGAUGCAGCAGACACCUCAUGCGCUACCAAAUAUGGAAUUUGGUAGACGAAUGGCUGCGGAACGUGAUCUUGAAAAAACGGCGCAAAAUUCAACGCUCAAUAUUCUGUUCGAUGUCACCGGUCAUUUUUUGUUGUAUCCCACAAUGUUAGGUAUUAAAGUAAUAAAUGUUGCCACGAAUCGAUGCGUUGCUAUUUUGGGCAAGACUGAUAACAUAAGACCUUUGCAAGUGGCACUCUUCCAGGGCAGAGUCAGAAGACAGAAGGCGGCCAUAACGCUUGAACAAGAGGCAAGCGAAAACCCUGCACUUCAGAAUCUGCUAAAUGAUCCGACAGCAUUUUGCACAGCCUACAAAAAAAACCGUUUUUAUCUCUUUAGCAGACGGUUGCCUUCUGAUCUGCAAGAUGUUGAUCGUGACAUUUUCAAUGAGAAGCCUUCCAAAGAAGACAUUAUUGCUGUUCCAGAGGCACAAGUCGUCCAACGUAUCUACGAAAAUGUAGUGCUACAUACCACUAAAGGAGACAUACACAUGAAAUUAUUCUUUAAAGAAGUACCGAAAACUGUUGAAAAUUUUUGUGUGCAUGCUAAGAACGGAUACUACAACGGACAUAUAUUCCACCGUGUCAUCAAGGGUUUUAUGGUGCAAACAGGUGAUCCUACGGGCACGGGAACUGGCGGAAAAUCAAUUUGGGGCAAUGAUUUUAAGGACGAAUUUGUGCCAAGCUUAAGGCACGAUCGCCCGUAUACUGUAAGCAUGGCCAAUGCUGGACCCAAUACUAAUGGAAGCCAAUUCUUCAUAACUGUCCUGCCAACGCCUUGGCUGGAUAACAAGCACACGGUGUUUGGACGAGUGUACCGUGGCAUGGAAGUGGUUCUCAAUAUAUGCAAUUCGAAGGCCAAUCCAAAAACGGACAAACCUUAUGAUGAUAUAAAAAUAAUUUCUAUUCAUUUAAGUAAUUAGGUAAAAUAUACAAGGU